UUCAGAAACAUGGAUCUUGUUUCCUUACCUCUGUUUCUUACCAUCUUUUUCAUUAUUAUGCUCCUAACAUUGGGAGCAAACUUCAGAAAAAAGAAAUCUCAAACACCCAAACUUCCACCGGGACCAUGGAAACUACCUCUAAUUGGAAACUUGCAUCAACUUGUUGGCCGUGUACCUCACCGUGUCCUAACCGACAUGGCGAGAAAAUACGGACCAAUUAUGCACAUUCAAUUAGGCGAAGUUUCCACAGUUGUCGUCUCCUCGCCGGAGAUGGCAAAAGAAGUGAUGAAAACUCAUGACAUCAACUUCGCGACGAGGCCUCCGAUAAUGGCAACGGAGAUAAUGGCUUACAAUACAUCCAAUAUAACUUUUGCUCCCUACGGGGACUACUGGAGACGAUUGCGCAAAAUGUGUGCAUCGGAGCUUUUAAGUCAGAGUCGGGUACAGUCAUUUCGACAUUUACGGGAGGAAGAAACUUCAAAUUUGAUAAGAUGGAUCGCUAGUAAUGAAGGAUCGGUGAUUAAUCUUACUGAGAAGAUUAAUUCAUCCACUUAUGCAUCCGCUUCCAGGGCAGCUUUUGGCAACAAAAGCCCCAAACUAGAGACAUUCAUACACACCGUCCUCGAAUUUACGAAAUUGGCAUCAGGAUUCAAUAUUGGUGAUGCGUACCCUUCUAUCAAGUUCCUUCAUGUGAUCAGUGGGAUGAAGUCUAAGCUGAUGAAACAUCUUAAGGUAACAGACAGCAUACUUCAUGCCAUCUUAAACGAGCACAAGGUUUCAGGCCUCUUUGCCAAGACUGAAAAUCCUGAUCAAGCCCACAAAGAUUUCGUGGAUGUUUUGUUGCAGUAUCAUGAGGACGAGAACGCUGAAUUUUCCAUGACUAACGACAACAUCAAAGCGGUUCUUCUGGAUGCUUUUAUAGCUGGAGGUGGUACAUCAGCCAAGACUUUAAACUGGGCAAUGACCGAACUGGUAAGGAAUCCAAGAAUCAUGGAGAAGGCGCGUAAUGAAGUAAGAGAAGUUUUCAAGAAUAAAGGGCGGGUAGAUGAAACCUGUUUUGAUCAACUCAAGUACUUGAAAUUAGUCAUAAAGGAGACAUUAAGGUUACAUCCACCAGGACCUCUAUUGCUUCCUAGGAUAAGCAAUGAGAAAUGCAUAAUCAAUGGAUAUGAAAUUCCAGCAAAAACAAAACUCCUCGUCAAUGCAUUUGCCAUCAAUAGGCAUCCCUCAUACUGGGAAGAUGCUGAAACAUUUUACCCGGAGAGAUUUCUUGGUAGCCCGAUAAAUUAUAAGGGAAAACAUUUUGAAUAUAUCCCAUUUGGAGCUGGGAGAAGAAUGUGUCCUGGAAUUCUACUUGGUCUGGUAAAUGUUGAGCACUUACUCGCGAAAUUUCUUUAUCAUGUUGACUGGAAGUUACCCAAUGGAAUGAAACCCGAAGACAUGGAUAUGACUGAAGAUUUUGGGCUCGCAUUGACCAGGAAAGAUGAUCUCUAUUUGAUUCCGAUGGUCAAAAACCCUCCUCCGGUUUGAAUGAUUGUGUACAAUAAUAAAUAGCUUCUACUCCCAAAUUAGCUUUUACUUUCCAAACUAAAAAAUCCUUGUGAUUUGUCCUCGAAAUAACUCAGUUUUUUUUUUUUGUCAUUACAAAACACGAAAUUCAAUCUUCGUAGCUAUUUUUACUAUAAUGUCAUGAUCUACGAUUUCCACCGGAUGAUUGAUCAUUCUGUAACUGAUUAAUGAAUUCAGUAUUUGUAAUUCCGUAUUAACCAUUAUGAAUUAAGC
Molecule: messenger RNA, 1782 nt
Organism: Oldenlandia corymbosa var. corymbosa
Lineage: Eukaryota; Viridiplantae; Streptophyta; Magnoliopsida; Gentianales; Rubiaceae
Source: the annotation of a GenBank genome assembly